This is a messenger RNA of Peromyscus leucopus (white-footed mouse), 852 nucleotides long. RefSeq names its product mitochondrial ribosomal protein L30 (gene Mrpl30). Gene Ontology annotation, cellular component: large ribosomal subunit; mitochondrion. Lineage: Eukaryota; Metazoa; Chordata; Mammalia; Rodentia; Cricetidae. Bases 286 to 768 code for a protein of 160 amino acids. Gene Ontology annotation, molecular function: structural constituent of ribosome. The record is from RefSeq and is a predicted model, not a curated record. The transcript has 6 exons. Gene Ontology annotation, biological process: translation.
CUCUCUGAGAGCCUCUCUCUUGCAGCUCCAGGUGUGAGCCAUCUGAUAUUCUGAGGGACCACGGAGGUGGUGGCCUUUGUAAUAGACUGAUGGUGUCAUGAAGGAGCAUAGAUCACUAUUCUGAAACGAAAUGCGGAGUCCCGGUACCAGCAGGCUCUGGUUUCUACUAUGUAGUACUGGCUGGAAUUUUGUCAGCUUCUAUCACUGUUGGUGUCACGUGUCCCUGAUCACCUGGUGGAGGUAGUGUUUUCUAUAAAGCUUCUAAAGAAAAGAAUUACUAUACUUAUGGCUGGCAUUUUGCGCUCAGUAUUUCAGAGGCCUCCAGGCAGACUCCAGACUGUGAAAAAAGAUGUGGAAUCUCUCAUUGGUACAGAUUGGAUUCGUCACAAAUUUACCAGAUCAAGGAUUCCAGAUAAAGUGUUUCAGCCUAAACCUGAAGAUCAUGAAAAAUACGGUGGGGACCCCCAGCACCCUCAUAAACUGCACGUUGUUACAAGAAUAAAAAGUACAAAAAGGCGUCCAUACUGGGAAAAAGAUACGAUCAAGAUGCUUGGACUUCAGAAGGCACAUACCCCUCAAAUUCACAAGAACAUCCCCUCGGUGAAUGCAAAGUUGAAAGUGGUUAAACACUUGAUACGCAUCCAGCCCCUGAAGCUGCCACAAGGACUUCCCACAGAAGAGACCAUGUCUAGCACAUGCCUCAAGAGCACUGGGGAGCUGGUGGUACAGUGGCAUCUGAAGCCUGUGGAGCAGGAAGCAAAGUCCUGAUGCCACACAGCUGAAAUUACAGAUCACAGUUACUGAGGAAAUGGUUCUCAUUAAAGUGUAUUUCAAUCCAGUCAUUUCCACUGA